GCGCAGGCCCGGAGCGAGAGAUGCCGCUCUUUGCUGCUCGUGGCAGCCGGGCAGGCAGAUAAACGCGGGCGGGCGCAGGCGUGUGCAUGGCAGAUGGGUCUGCGCUGGCGUCGCAGGGAGGGGCAGGAACGGUCUCAACGAAGCUCAGAGGAACCAGAGCAGCCUCGUACCCCUGCCGUGCCUGCAGGGUGGUGGCAGAAAACAGUCCUGCUGAGGAUUGCAGCACUGAUGCCAUCUCUGGCUUCCUGGGCUGGUGUAAGAAGGUUGGUCUGGAGCUCAGCCCCAAGGUCUGUGUGAGCAGAGAAGGCACCGUGGCAGACUAUGGCAUGUUGGCCAGAGAGGACCUGGAGGUUGGAGAAGUCCUCUUCACCAUUCCAAGGGCAGUCCUCCUUUCCCAGCACACCACCUCCAUCCAGGCCCUCUUGGAGGAAGGCCAAGCAUCCUUGCAGAGUCAGUCUGGCUGGGUGCCUCUCCUCCUGUCCCUGCUGUAUGAGUACACAGCCAGAAACUCAUAUUGGCAGCCCUACCUCUCACUUUGGCCUGACCUGAAGAGCUUGGAUCACCCCAUGUUCUGGCCUGAAGAAGAGAGAGUACAGCUGCUGCAGGGCACGGGCAUCCUAGAAGCAGUGGACAAAGACCUGGCCAACAUCCACCUGGAGUACACCUCCCUCAUCCUGCCUUUCAUGGAGUCCCACCCAGACAUCUUUGAUCCGAAGCUGCACACCUUGGAGCUAUACCAGAGACUGGUGGCAUUCGUCAUGGCCUAUAGCUUUCAGGAGCCUCUGGAUGAAGAUGAGGAUGAGAAGGAGCCCAACCCUCCAAUGAUGGUGCCAAUGGCUGACAUCUUGAAUCAUGUGGCCAGUAACAAUGCCAACCUGGAGCACUCCCCGGAGUGCCUGAGAAUGGUCACGACACAGCCUGUCUGCAAAGGGCAAGAGAUCUUCAAUACAUAUGGGCAGAUGGCAAACUGGCAACUUGUGCAUAUGUAUGGCUUUGCUGAGCCAUACCCAGGCAACACCAACGAUACAGCUGACAUCCAGAUGGUGACAGUGCGCAAAGCAGCGUUGGAACGUGCCAGAACAGCAGCGGAGCAGCAGCUGGUGUCGGAGCAGUGGGAUUUCCUCUGCCAGAUGGAGAUGGUGGGGGAGGAAGGUGCUUUUGUGAUUGGCUGGGAGGAGGUGUUAACUGAGGAAGAGUUGUCCAUGACCCUGAAGGUGCUCUGCAUGUCUGUGGAAGAAUUUGAAGAGUUUAAAGAGAAAGAUGGCUGGGAGGAAGAUACCAGCGAGGAGGAGGAGAGCAUGCUGUCUAAUGAGAUGAUACGCAAGCUGAAAGCCUCGCGGAAGAAGUUGCUCCAUAACAGCGUGCUGCUGACCCUUGCAUCUUAUAAUUCAGACUUGAAUGCAGAGCAGGACUUGCUGAAUGACAAGGUGGCUUAUGGCAAACUGAGUCAGAGAGAGCAGCAAGCCUUACAUGUACGCUAUGGGCAAAAGAAAAUCUUGCACCAGCUGCUGGAGUUGGUGCAGUAGAGACAGAACUGCAUAGCAGGUAGCACAAAUGCAGUCUGGAAGUGCAGCUGGGGUCAGGCCACAGGCAAAGGAGCAUUGUACCAUCUGUACUAGGGCCAAUGGUGGGUAUGGCCACUGGGCUUCAGGAAGAGCAGAGGGCAAGAUUUAAAUGAAGUCUCUAGGUUUUCUGGAUUUGCUUUUUGUCUACCUCUUGUAUAUAUUUUAUAUAAAAGACCUGCCUUAAGGAUGUGGAAGUGAUUUAAUGUGGCCACUAAUUUCCAACCUUUGGAGGUAAAAACUUCCCCCCUAAAUCUCCUGUGAGAUCAGGAACCAACAUAGCAAAGUAGCAGAGAAUACCAGCAGUUCUUGCCUUGCUCAUAUUUGAGCUGUUUUAUUGUUUAUUCCUGUAAAUGAAGGAUUAAUUCCCCUUUAAGGCCAAUACUUUAUUGAAGCCACAGCUCUUCCAGGUUUCUAUGCCUUAAAUGGAUAUCUGCAAGGGAAACCUUAAGAGCAGCUGCAAAAUAAAUGCUCACCUCAGAGAUCAAGCUUUAAUAGUGCAGUAAGAACCUGUACAACUACUGGAUCUGCUGGUACCAUCUCUUCGGGCAGCUCAUACUUUGCCAUUUUAGGCUAAAGAAACUCAGUCUGGAUAAACUAAUGAUGGUUUAACCUCUCCAGUGUCAUCCUUUUGCAGGUCAAGAAGCAGCUAUGAAAUAAUCAGGUUUUCAGUAGCAUCCAGGUUCUUUAAAAAACAAAAAUGUACUUGGAUGCUAGUUGGUAAUAGUACUAUAGUACUAUGAUACAAAAAAAGCCCCAUAUCCACCAGUUGCUGCCAGGCAGGGGGAUGAUCCCUGCUGCCUCCCACUGCAGGGGGGUGGGGGGGGCUCUGCCAUGAGCCCUCAUCCUCUCCCAGCCCCCGGUUCUUAAAAAAAAAAGAGCCCUGCACUCUUUGGCUGCUGCAACAGCCUCAGGGCUUCUGGGAGCUUGUGGCAGAGCCCCUUAUACAGGGUGGGGGUUGCCCCCCUGCAACCAGGCAGCCCAUGAUAGGGCUUUAAAAAAUAAAAAAUAAAAAAA
This is a messenger RNA of Alligator sinensis (Chinese alligator), 2579 nucleotides long. It is a transcript of the gene SETD6, whose product is annotated as SET domain containing 6. Lineage: Eukaryota; Metazoa; Chordata; Crocodylia; Alligatoridae. Bases 87 to 1526 code for a protein of 479 amino acids. Gene Ontology annotation, cellular component: nucleus. Gene Ontology annotation, biological process: peptidyl-lysine monomethylation. Gene Ontology annotation, molecular function: protein binding; protein-lysine N-methyltransferase activity. The transcript is spliced from 9 exons. The record is from RefSeq and is a predicted model, not a curated record.